This is a messenger RNA of Tarenaya hassleriana, 698 nucleotides long. Its product is annotated as oleosin 16 kDa-like. The coding region runs from base 46 to 513 and encodes 155 amino acids. The transcript has 2 exons. The record is from RefSeq and is a predicted model, not a curated record. Gene Ontology annotation, biological process: lipid storage. Gene Ontology annotation, cellular component: monolayer-surrounded lipid storage body; membrane. Lineage: Eukaryota; Viridiplantae; Streptophyta; Magnoliopsida; Brassicales; Cleomaceae.
UAUGCACGUCUCUCUCUCUCCCUCCCUCCUCACUCCCUCUCUCCAAUGGCUGACCGGAGACCCAUCUACGGUGGCGUCGGCGGCGGCAGUCACCCCAUCGCCGAUCUCCUCCGGCAACUGCAAACCCACGUCCCAACCUCGGGCCAGCUAUUCGGCUUCCUCGCACUCUUCAUCUCCGGCGGAAUCCUCCUCUUCCUCACCGGUGUCACCGUCACCGCCUCCGUCCUCGGCUUCAUCGCUUUUCUUCCCCUCAUCAUCCUCUCAAGCCCUAUCUGGGUCCCUAUGGUCUUCCUCCUGGGUAUGUUCUUGGCGGUCGGGGGAUCGGUCGUUGCAGUGGUUGCGGUCGUGACGUGGACGUACAGGUAUCUACGUGGCAUGCACCCGGUCGGAUCGGGACAGGUGGAUUAUGCCCGGGCUCGAAUUUACGACACGGCGGCUCACGUCCAAGUUUACGCCAGAGAUUACGGCGGUUACCUCCAAAGCAAGGUCAAAGAUGCGGCUCCUGGUGCCUGAAUCGGAUUGCACCGGUUAAAUCUGGCUCGACCGGAUCGGUUUACACACUGAGAAACGAUUCUUAAUUUCGUGGUUUUUCUUUUCUUUUUCAGAUUUUGUUGUAUUUAUGAGAUUGUAGCGCGAAGUUAGAUAAUUUGUGGUGGUGCGUACGUGUUUGAAUGAAAUGUCAACUUUGGUGAGGACUU